Molecule: messenger RNA, 630 nt
Organism: Neltuma alba
Lineage: Eukaryota; Viridiplantae; Streptophyta; Magnoliopsida; Fabales; Fabaceae
Exons: 5
Coding region: 1-594 (197 amino acids)
Source: RefSeq, a predicted model, not a curated record
AUGGCUGGAAUUCCAGUAUUGAACAUGAAUUCUGGAUCUGAACCAUUUGAUGAAUCAGAACCAAAAAUAUCGAUUUUAGACAGCGACAGCUUCGUGAUAGAUAUGGAAGCAUUUUCUUCUGCCAACACCAACAAAGAUAGUAAUUCAAAUCCCAGAAUCACAGUGAGUUCUUCCUCUUUGAUUUCUCAGAAGCCAAAGUUCUUUGCAAGGAGUGUUUCGAGGAAAGGGUGGAGCGACAAGAAGGUUAAUGUCCCAGCUGCUGCGCUUCUUGAUUGGGAUGCUGUCCCUUCUGCAUGCUCUUCAUCACCCAAAGGGUGUUCUAAUGUGGCCGGCACGCCGGAAAAGAUGGUGGCUCCGGUGGUGGGGUCGGCCAAUAAUUACGGCAGCCCACGGUUUCAUCAUCAGAUUACGGUAAUGACGGCCACCGCCAUGAUGGGUGAAGCCAAAAGCAAAAGCAUGGAUCGCAGAAACAGUUUCAAACGCUCUUCCAACUGGGGCCUUGAUCCCAAGAAGGUUCUUCUUUUCUUUGCCACUUUGUCAAGCAUCGGAUCAAUUUUGCUGAUAUACUUAACCUUCAUGGUGAGCUAUGACUGAGAUUAUAUGCUUAAUUAUGCUAUGGAGCUUCUUCAA